CCCCGGGGCCAAGCUCCGCGCGAGUCCGACUCGGGUCAUCUAUACCAGAGACAGGCAGCAAGGCACCUACAGGCAGCCAGUUCCGACAGCACCAGAGUGUUUUACCCUUGGCUGGAUUCUCCCUCAGUGAAGAUGUCCCAGUCUUCCUCGGCAGAUGAAGGAACCACGUUUGAACACCUCUGGAGUACUCUGGAGCCAGACAGUACAUACUUUGAUCUCCCCCAGUCCAGCCAAGGAGGCAGUGAGGUGGUGGCUGGUGGGACUGUGGUCAGCAUGGAUGACUUCCAUAUGCAGAGCAUGAAUGAGUCCGUCAUGUCCCAGUUUAAUCUGCUCACCAACACCAUGGAUCAGAACAGCAGCAGCCGCGCGGCCUCCACCAGCCCCUACAAUCCAGAGCACUCUGCCAGCGUCCCGACGCACUCUCCCUACUCCCAGCCCAGCUCGACAUUUGACACCAUGUCCCCUGCGCCUGUCAUCCCUUCCAACACGGACUACCCCGGCCCCCAUCACUUUGAGGUCACUUUCCAGCAGUCCAGCACCGCCAAGUCAGCCACUUGGACAUACUCGCCACUGCUGAAGAAACUGUACUGCCAGAUCGCCAAGACGUGCCCCAUCCAGAUCAAGGUGUCGACGCCCCCUCCCCCUGGCACCGUCAUCCGGGCGAUGCCCGUCUACAAGAAGGCAGAGCAUGUGACUGAGGUGGUGAAGCGCUGUCCCAACCACGAGCUCGGCAGAGACUUCAAUGAAGGACAGUCAGCCCCAGCAAGCCACCUCAUCCGAGUGGAGGGCAGCAACCUCUCUCAGUAUGUGGAUGACCCUGUCACUGGGAGACAGAGUGUGAUGGUGCCAUAUGAGCCACCGCAGGUAGGGACAGAAUUCACCACCAUCCUGUACAACUUCAUGUGCAACAGCAGCUGUGUGGGAGGCAUGAACCGGAGGCCCAUUCUCAUCAUCAUCACGUUGGAGACUAGAGACGGGCAGGUUCUAGGCCGGAGGUCAUUCGAGGGGAGGAUCUGUGCCUGUCCUGGCAGAGACCGGAAAGCAGAUGAGGAUCACUACCGGGAGCAGCAAGCCCUGAACGAGAGCGCAGCCAAGAAUGGGAACGCCGCCAAGCGCGCGUUCAAGCAAAGCCCACCUGCCAUCCCUGCCCUGGUGGCCAAUGUGAAAAAGAGGAGAAAUGGGGAUGAGGAGAUAUACUAUAUGCCUGUGCGUGGCCGAGAGAAUUUUGAAAUACUGAUGAAAAUCAAAGAGAGCCUGGAACUUGUGGAGCUGGUUCCUCAACAACUGGUGGACUCCUAUCGGCAGCAGCAGCAGCAGCAGCUCCUCCAGAGGCCGAGUCACCUACAGUCUCCCUCAUCCUACGGCCCAGUCCUCUCACCGAUGAACAAAGUCCAUGGGGGAAUCAACAAACUGCCUUCAGUCAACCAGCUUGUGGGGCAGCCUCAGCAGCACACCACUGCCGGAGGGCCCACUCUGGGGCCCAUGGGCCCUGGAAUGCUGAACAGCCACAAUCAUCCCAUGCAGUCCAAUGGUGAAAUGAAUGGUGGCCAUUCCUCCCAGUCCAUGGUCCCAGGGUCGCACUGCACACCUCCUCCUCCAUAUAAUGCUGACCCCAGCCUCGUCAGUUUUUUAACAGGAUUGGGGUGUCCAAACUGCAUCGAGUAUUUCACAUCCCAAGGGCUGCAGAACAUUUACCACCUGCAGAAUCUAACCAUAGAGGAUCUUGGGGCCCUGAAGAUUCCUGAUCAGUACAGAAUGACCAUCUGGAGGGGUCUUCAGGAACUGAAGCAGAGCCAUGACUAUGGGACCCAGCAGCUUAUCCGCUCGAGUAGCAAUGCUUCGACCAUCUCCAUCGGGAGCUCGGGGGAGCUUCAGCGCCAGCGCGUGAUGGAGGCUGUGCAUUUCCGAGUGCGCCACACAAUCACUAUCCCCAAUCGCAGUGGGGCGGAUGAGUGGGCAGACUUUGGCUUCGACCUCCCUGAUUGCAAGUCCCGCAAACAGUCCAUUAAAGAAGAGUUCACAGAUGGGGAGAUCAACUGAGGAUGGGGAAGGGAAGGCUGGGGCAGAUCCAGGAGGGGCUUCCCAAGGGGUGAGGUCCCCCAACCAGACUGGCUUCCAAAGGAAACAUUCAAAAAAGAGAAAAGAAAAACUCCAGGUAUGGGAGAGUAAUAUAGAAAUGAGGGACAGUGUCUUUCUCUGCCCUCUACCCUUCUUCUGUCCACUCAGAAGUAUUUGAAUGGGGAAGAUUAGUGUCAUUAUGAAAACUGACUUGAAAUCUUUUGCAUCUCAGCUUCUGUAGGGAUUCUGCCAGCUUUCAGACCCUUUGUAACAAGGGGAUCUGCCUUCCUGAUGGACUGCCAAAAAAAAAAAAAAGUAUUUUUCAGUAUCCUUCAGUUCUCCACAAAAAAGCUUGACUGCAUCAUUGUAUUUCAAAUGCUGUCUGUGUACUUGUGAGCUCGCCCCUGCAUCUGCUGUAUAAAGGAAAUCAUUGAUUUUUUCAA
Molecule: messenger RNA, 2501 nt
Organism: Phascolarctos cinereus (koala)
Lineage: Eukaryota; Metazoa; Chordata; Mammalia; Diprotodontia; Phascolarctidae
Gene: TP73
Product: tumor protein p73
Biological process (GO): apoptotic process; protein tetramerization; regulation of transcription by RNA polymerase II
Cellular component (GO): nucleus
Molecular function (GO): RNA polymerase II cis-regulatory region sequence-specific DNA binding; DNA-binding transcription factor activity, RNA polymerase II-specific; protein binding
Source: RefSeq, a predicted model, not a curated record